ACUUUACUUCAAAUUGAAUCGCAUCAUUGAAGCGAACAGUGAGACGCAAAUUAUUCGAAUUUUUCAGUUGGAAAACAAACCUAAAAGGAAUCGAUAUAUUUUGGAUUUUUUAACCAUUUUUGAUGAACCUUAUUCCCACAUCGCGAAACAAUGAACUAAUUGUAUUCUAAAGUGGUAAAACAAAUUGAAAAACUGGUGUUUUGUUCAUUUCUUAGGGUUAAUGGAGUUGCCAACUGGGGGAGCACGUGUCAGUUUAUGAAAUCCACCAAACCGUAACCACUCUUGACCUAUAAAAUAACAGACUUGUAGCCCUAAAUAUUUCACACCAGUGACACUUUCAACUGACACUUCAAGUAUCAAGGUGUGAAAUGGUUCAGACUGUAAUUAGCAAUGCGAUAAAAGCCAGACCUAGCACUGAGUUAUUUGUUUGUGGUAAGUUUAAAGAAGUUUAUAUUUUUUCAAUGUUCCACUGGAAAUGAAAUAUCGUAAUUUAUUUUACAGUAUACCUGAAAUACAAAAUAAUACCCUGAAUCGGUGCCACAUGUUACUGGUAGCGAGGGCACAGUUUGCAACACUUCAGUGAAGUUUUUGUUUUGGAGAAAUUUUGAAAACCGCUCUAAAGUUAAAUAGCAUUAUGAGUAUCUAAGAGCUCUGAAGAAAGGAAUAUCGGAGGAAUUGGUUACCGAGUGACUGAACACGGUCCAUGGAUGAAUAUUCAUGUUCCUUCCAGUUUUACUUUGCUUUUGCUAUCUGCACUUGGACUAUUUUUAGUCGUCUGUUAUCAUGUUCGAGUUAUCUCCUUCGCAAGUAAUUUAUAUACGUUAAAUAACGAUGGAUUUGACCACGGGUCGUUGAAUCAAAAAGGAAAAGGUAUCGUCUAUCUCGUACAAGCGGAGUGUUGCCUGUCUGAACAUUUCUCGUCGUUUAUAAAACUUGACAGCCGCGCCGCACGAGAUGUUUUGGUAUUAAGCUGGGGGAGACAGUGUUUGGACUCCUCGAGAAAUUUAAGCAGUGUGGUCUAUGUUGACGGCAAGAACACUUCAUGGAGUGCCGGACGAAAUAUUCUUUAUCAAUUGGCUCUGAAAAGGAACAAGAAUUACCUGUACUUCGUGUUUAUGGAUGACGAUGUCGAAUUUUCCUUUACGUCAAACAUGACACAAGACAUCGGUUACAGCAAAGGAACUAGAGAUCCACUUCAAGCUUUUGAAAACUUUCUUUUAGGUUACGAGCCUGCAAUAGGUCUGUGUAAUUACUGUAGUCGCUGUGGAAAGCUCGUGCCAAACGGCUCUUACGUUCCCGGGCUUUGUUGCUCGCCGCGCACCGCCGCAGGUAAUCUCCCGCCAAUUUUACCGGCGACAAUCGCGUUUGACGCCGCUGUCAAUGCCUUCCACACCAAAGCGAUUCAGCAUCUCUUACCUUAUAGACUCGACUACGAGGUGAUAAGCUGGUGGGAAAGUCAAAAAUAUGUUAUUUUAGCGUCAGAUAUUAUAUUUCGUGGUCAAGUCGUUCGAUACACAUCAGUGACGGCCAUAAACAACGAACACAGAGAUUAUCCUCAGCUACCUCUGGACAACUGGGCAGAUAUACUGCGAGAUGUAAGAAAAGAAGUACCAGAGAAAUAUAAAAACCUCAACGUCUUCAAAAGAAAGCCUGAAGUUGACAUGGUUCCGAAAAUCAUUGGAAAAAUCCUAUACACACCGCAAUGGAAUAUUUCCAUUCCCGAGCCGAAAACUCCCAUUGUACCAUACAGCCAUCUUGAUAACUUUUGACAGCAAAAGAGUGAAAAAAAAAAAUGCAUUUCUACAGAUGCAAUUGAAUUGACGGACAAGAAACUGCCUAAACGCUGUCCUGGGAAACCUCGGCCAGAGAUUGAUAAAACGAUAUUUUCAUAGAUUUAUAUUUACAUAUUUAUAGAUGACUGAUAUUUUCGUAAACUUCCAAUUUUAAGUAACAAGCUGUCAUUAAUUUUUUCUAAAAAAUUCCAGCAAUAGAAUCGGAAGAUUUGAUUUACUCAUAAUCAGUUUUUUCAUUUUUUUUAUAAUAUAAUUAUAUUUACACUAGCUAAGGGAAUGAGAUGGAAAUAGGAAACAUCAAAAUUGAAUUGUAAAAGUUGGCCAAUGAAGAGCAACUACAACAGACUCACCAAACCAGGCAAACAUAUUUGUCAGGCUUGGCGUGGUUUGAGGAAAGGACAAAAGCAACAUAGCAAAACACGGACAGAAUUUUGUUCUUAGUGAGGGUGAAAUUUAUAUAUGAAUGAAUGAAUAAAUGAAUGAAUGAAUGAAUGAAUGAAUGAAUGCUUUAUUUAACGUGGAUAUACGCUUAGCUUGAUAGCUAGUUUACAGGUAUUCCACCUAAUAACUAAUGAGAACCUAACAACUAAAUAACGCUAAUAUCACAAUUCAUCAGGUAAAAAUCACAAAUUAAAUACUGAUUAGAACUAUUCAAAACUAUUAUGAAAAUAUCACCGCCGCAGUAAUACUAUUAAAACUAACAUUUUCAAAAGAAAUUGAUAAUCAGCAGCCAUUUAUGAAAAGGGUCUAUGAAAAAAGAAAAAAAAAAAACUAACCUCGCUGUAUAAAGUAAGCUAUUUACCCUGACACGGACACCGAAGUAACUGAGAAAUGCUCAAAUGCGACAAUUUAUUUUGUCUUAUUUAUAUAUCCUGCAUAUUUACAAAGAUACGAAUAAAGAAAAAAAAAACACUUUAUUUAAGUGUCUGAGUGUUUAGCACUACUGUACUAAUUGCGGCGGGAGGCUGACCAGAUGGCUAUUUAUAAUUACAAAGCUUGGAGGAGUUGAUUUUGAGACCACCAAACACAAACCCAUCUAGUGGCAGGAGGAAGAUUUGAACCCGAGGCCACUGGGUCACAAAUCCUGCGACCUAACCAAUAAGCCACGCCCCCUCCAUAAAAUCUUUUUGAUAAAAGCUAGUUGACAGUUUCUCUAGUUUUUCGAGUAACCGUCAACUAAUUUCGAGCUAUUCCGCGUAUAUUGUCUUUGUAUCGAGCACUCCUACGAUCGCGUGAAACGUGCCAAUUCUACUAUAGUUUUCUUUGUUUAUUUACAAAUAUAAUAUGUAUCUGAAAAUCUUUGAUACUGACCUCUCCCUCAACUGUGUAUAUAAGUUUCUUUUCUGUGUCGUAACCGUCGCGACUCUGGCUAGUGA
This is a messenger RNA of Orbicella faveolata, 3169 nucleotides long. RefSeq lists its product as uncharacterized. NCBI's taxonomy places the organism in Eukaryota, Metazoa, Cnidaria, Anthozoa, Scleractinia, Merulinidae. The record is from RefSeq and is a predicted model, not a curated record.